Molecule: messenger RNA, 1220 nt
Organism: Drosophila arizonae
Lineage: Eukaryota; Metazoa; Arthropoda; Insecta; Diptera; Drosophilidae
Source: RefSeq, a predicted model, not a curated record
CGAAAGUUGUAGUUGCAUUCAGAAUAAUAAGUUGAAAACCGAAUAUGGCAAAUGCAUAUCAAAUGCUCUUAAUCAUUUCAGCUUUUCAUUACAACAAACUGUUUGUAAAUGUAAUGGAAACAAUAUUAGAAAUGAAUGUGGAGGAAAUGAAAAAAUAUGAAUAUUGCGUUAAAGUAGUUGUUAUUUGCUAUACUUCACACGAUAGUCCUACUGAUAGUGACGACGACGAUAAGAACUAUGAUUACUAUAUAAAGAAAAACGGUUGCAUUAAAGAAGGCCUAUCUGAAGAAGACAACACUACAUAUUGGAAACAUGCUCAUCAAUGGCAACAUGAAGUUGAGGAUAUACUGUUGGAUCUGAAUAUACUUACAAUUUCCGAACUAUAUGAUAAUGGAAAUUGUAUAAAAAUCGAUUUAAGCUUAUAUUUCCACAUACCUAAAGUAGUUGUAUGCGAUCGGAGGAAAAUGUAUGGGGAAACGUUUAUUCCUAUCAUAACAGCUACAGCAACAACAACAACAACAACAACAACAACUACCACUACUAUUUCAACAACCACAAAAACAACUACAACGACGACAACAACAACAACCACGGAGCCAACAACAACAGAAAUCAUUGAGCAUGGACCGCAAUGUAACGAGAGUGAUCAAAAGGGAAAAUGGAUCAAGGAACAGACGGAGUUAGGUCGUAGAUUGCCUACACUGGCCUCCAGACUUCCGAAUGUCGUGGCAAAGCUAAAUGUAUUAUUGAAGCGGAAUUGUUGUCCAUAUCCUAUUAUUCGGGAUAGAGUCGAGAUAAUCAAUGACAUCGUCGACCUUUUAAUACAAUUAUUCUGCGUUCCGUUUACUGAACGAGCGAAAUCUACAGGCUAUGCAUUACUUGAUAUUGAGAAUUUCAUGACAAGACUAGGCGAACUAAACCUACAUGCACCUCAAAAUAACCGUUUCAAUUGCAGUUGCUGCAGUGACUGGCAAGUUGAUGUUAAAGGUGUAAUCGAAAGAUUUAGGAAGACAUUAAUAUCCAUAGUUCCAGAUUAUGUUUCAAUCAUUUCCAUACUUAAUUCACUGAGUGGAAACCAAAAUAUUCUAGUGCAAAAUUCAAAAAUAUCCGAAGAGCAUCUCACAGCGAUCGCAAAGAUAAUCGAUAAUAAUAUUAAUAUUAAUAAAGGCAAGUGUUUCAGCAACUGCACGAAACUCUUACGACCUUUGAUGUGUCCAUAG